AGUUAAGAAGUAGAGACUUAGAGAUUUCAACCCAAAUUGCUUAAGAUUGUUGCUAAUCAUCGCGAAGCUCACAAACUACUUGGUAGAAUUUAUAUAUCUUAUACUACCAAUUAACAGAAUAUUUGAAGAAAAAUGAAAUUUGAAGAAUUUUGACAAGAAAUCUAUACAGCCGUUUGAUUCUAACCAGCAUAAAUCCUAAAUCGCCUCUCAUAAAUCGAAAACAUGGUCAUUAUAGAGAACAAAUUUGUCAAAUGUUUGUUCUCGUGAUCAGAAUGUCUAACCAAUUUCCUUUUUAUUCUCAUCUCUGUUACUUACAUGUGAUUAAUUGUUUAGCCCAAAUAUAAUUAUGAAGGACAAUUGGUGUCACAAUGUAGGAGAGUCUAGAGAAUAGUAUUUCCCAUUGCAAAACUAUGGAUGGAGCGUCUUCAGCAGCCAUUGAAGUUCUUGUCCAAAACCUGAUCAACCUUUUCAAGGAUGAGUAUUCUCUGCUUCGAGGUCUCGAUAAAGAUGCUCAACAGCUGCAGAGGACUUUGGAGACGAUUCAAGCAUACUUGAAUGAUGCUGAGAAGAAAUCCAUCACCCAAGAUUCGGCCAAGAUCUGGUUGAGGGAGCUUGAAGUCGUGGCUUUCGAUGCUGACAACGUCUUGGAUGAACUCAGCUAUCAUCUUCUCCACAAAAAAGCGAAGAAAAUGAGGACACCCAAAGGCAAGGAUAAGGUACUCUCAUGCUUCUCAUCAUUUAAUGGCAUUUUGCAUCGGCGUGAUAUGGCACACACGAUCAAACAAAUCAAUGCUACUUUUGAGUGUAUGAAUAAAAGGGCAACAGAUCUUGGCAUUCAAAGCGUGAUUGUGAACGCACCUGCUAUUGCUCAUACUUCCAUUGAGACGGAUUCGUUCAGUCUUGAUCCAAUCUUUAUUGGAAGAAACGAUGAUGUGUCUAAACUAGUUGACAUGCUCACCCAGAUCCACGAAGAUCGGAUCUUUUCCAUGGUUGCUCUUGUGGGAAUGGGGGGUAUGGGGAAGACUACGUUGACUAGGAAAGUCUUUAAUCACGAAAGCAUAAAGGCUCGAUUCGGAUCACUUAUUUGGGUUCAUGUUUCUCAAAAAUUUGAUCCAAUUAGUCUUUUCAAAAAAAUCCUUUCGGCAUUGACUUCAGAUGGUGAUGGAGUUGAGAGGAGGGAACUAAUCCUGAAAAGGCUUCAAGAAGUUCUCAAGUCUAAAACUUAUCUUCUUGUCCUUGAUGAUGUAUGGAACGAAGAUGUUCAAAUGUGGGAAGACUUUAUAAAUUCCAUGUCUGGAGUUACUUCCACUACGGGAAAUAGCAUUUUGAUCACUACCAGGAGUGAAAAAGUUGCUUUUACUGUUAACCAAUUUCAUAUUCAUCAUUUGAAUGGCUUAUCAGAUGAAGACUGUUGGUCCUUAAUCAAGGCCAAAACUUUUGAUAAGAAUGGUGAAGUUCCAUCCGGAUUUGAGAUGAUUGGAAGACAGAUUGCUAAAAGAUGUCGGGGUUUGCCUUUAGCUGCCAAUGUAGUCGGAGGAGUACUUCGCAGUAAGUCCGAGGAAGAGUGGUGCUUAAUCAAUGAAAAUUGGCUUUCAGAUGCUCAAGGAGGUGAAAAUAUCUCAAAAAUAUUGAAAUUGAGCUAUGAUCACCUACCCUCACCGUCGCUCAAGAAGUGCUUCACGUUUUGUUCGGUUUUCCCCAAAGGUCGGAAAAUCCUGAAGGAGGAGUUGAUUGAACUAUGGAUGGCAGAAGGGUUUCUUCAACCAAGCCGAAGAAAUGACAUGGAGUCCGUGGGUGACAUGUUUUUUAAUGUGCUUCUACAGAACUCUUUGUUGCAAGUUCAAAUGGGAGGUGUUUAUGGAAAUUUGAAAAGUUGUAUGAUGCAUGAUCUUGUGCAUGAUCUUGCAUCUUCUGUCGUAUCCAAUAAUGCAGAUGGCAGUAUUGUAGUUCGAUACAAGUUUCUUGAAGAAGAAUCAAGUCCUAUUCCAAAAAAUGUGGCUAAGCAUUUGCGUACAUUAUUCUUGAAAGGUGGAAUUCCUGGUACUAUAUUCUCAAACUUUGAACGUCUGCAUAAUCUGACUCUUUCUGGUGGUUAUAAAGAGUUGCCCAAUUCAAUUAGGGAGUUGAUACAUUUGAGAAAUCUGAAUGUUUAUGAAACAGAAAUUGUAAACUUGCCGAAGUGGAUUGGUGAACUCCAUCACUUGCAAACAUUAAGAGCAUGCUGGAGGUCUGAGAACCUGCCAAGUACGUUGAAGUAUAUGUUUAACUUAAGGCAUCUUCAUAUCGAUUCUAAUACAAAGUUGCCAGAGGAGAUUGGGAGAUUAACUAGUCUUCGUACACUCCCUUACUUCACAGUAGGCAAAGAGAAGGGCUUCCAAAUUGAAGAGCUCGGAAGUUUGAAUAACCUCAAAGGAUCACUAGAGAUUAAAGAUCUGGAGAUGGUGCAUGAUAAAGAAGAGGCUCUGAAAGCAAAUAUGUUUCAGAAACCAAACUUAUUUGAUUUGGCGUAUACGUGGAGUGAUGGUAGAGAAGAAGGAACAAAUGAUGAGAGCGUAUUGGAAGGUCUCCAACCUCAAUCAAAUCUGAAAAAGCUGAAGAUUUCAGGAUUCAAAGGCAUAAGAUUUCCAACGUGGGCUGAGAAGAUGGCUGUACGUGAUGGGCCUCAGGGCUCUUGGGUACCGCUUGACAACUUGACUGAAAUAAAACUCUCCAAUUGCUCAGAAAUAGAGGAAAUCCCAACGCUGGAGCACUUGCCUAAUCUCAAGUCUCUUUCUUUGUACAGACUGAAGAAGGUGAGGCUCAUAAAUGCUUCGUUCAAUCAUUUAACAUCACUCGAAAUAGAAGAGUUAGAUCAAUUGGAUUGUCUGCCAGAAUGGAUAUUCUAUAACAAUCAGAAUCUCUCAUUAUUGUACAUAUCAAAUUGUCGAGUGUUGAGAGAAUUAGCAGGUGUAGAAACCCUCAAUUCUUUGGAGAGUUUGUAUAUUCAUCAUUGUGAAAAUCUGAAGUCGAUUGGGAGUCCAAGUGGCGGAGCAAGACAAUCACAGGGGAUCCUCCGUCGGCUGAGUAUUAGAAGGUGCGGAGAGCUAAUGGAAUUGCCGUGUGAAAUGUUAGAGUUGUGGGCCCCUACAAUUGAGGAACUUGAAUUGGAAGGAUUAAGGAGCCUAAAGAAUCUACCAAUGCUAAUUGACUGCCUCGUAAAAUCAUCUACUUGUCUCAAAUAUUUGACAAUCAGAGGUGUUCCUAAAUUGAAGGCUGCUAGUGUUGAGAGUUGGGAUCUUAGCAGCUUGGAAUCAUUAAGCAUAGAUGUGAGUGUGGAAUGGUCAAGAGGGGAUAGUGUUGGCAUUGCAGAGACUGUGGAAGGAAUGCUGCAAAGAUGCUGCAACUCACUUCGUUACUUAAGUUUGGAGGGGAUGGAAAAUUGGGAGUGGCUGCCCCAAUCAAUUCAAUAUCUCACCACUCUUCUUGAUGAGUUAAGGUUGAGUAAUAUAGGAGUAGAAGAAUUGCCCCAAUGGUUGGGGAACCUCUCAUCUUUAAGAGGGUUAUAUCUAUGGAAUUGCAACAAGUUGAAGCGUCUGACCUCUGUGGAUGCAUUGAAUCACCUCACCAAAUUAGAAGAGUUGUAUAUUAGAGAUUGCCCGGAACUACGUAUUGAUUCGGAGUGGCGCAACCACCAUGGCAAUCUGAAAAUCUAUGUCGAUGGCCACCCCGUUUGAAUGUUGUUGCUAGUAUAGUUUAUGCAAACUCAGGACUUCAGUAAGACAGAUGGGGUCGUAGUCGUCGGUGUCCCAGUUGGUAACGUGCUAAGGAAUUGAGGUCUGAAAUCUUCUAAAUGUUAAUGCUAUUACACCAGUUUAUGUGGAUGAAUAUUUUUUUUACUUUGAUUUGUGGAUCCAUUGGAGUACUUACUGUCAAAUUACUUUAAAUUCCUCUCGGAAUCGAACACAUGACUAUGACUA
This is a messenger RNA of Salvia splendens (bonfire salvia), 3956 nucleotides long. Its product is annotated as disease resistance protein RGA2. The record is from RefSeq and is a predicted model, not a curated record. The transcript has 2 exons. Gene Ontology annotation, molecular function: ADP binding. Lineage: Eukaryota; Viridiplantae; Streptophyta; Magnoliopsida; Lamiales; Lamiaceae. Bases 411 to 3713 code for a protein of 1100 amino acids.